AUGGCACUUUCUCGUUCUUCUUCUCCUGCUUCACCUUUAGGACCUGAUCUUAAUAAAUCAAAUUCUGAGACUAAAUCCUCAAUUCCCGCUAUAUCAGUUCCGAGUGAACGACUCUUUUGGAUGCUGCAUAUAUUUACCAUGUUUCCACCUUUAGAACAAUAA
Ambispora gerdemannii is the source of this 162-nucleotide messenger RNA. The record is from the annotation of a GenBank genome assembly. NCBI's taxonomy places the organism in Eukaryota, Fungi, Glomeromycota, Glomeromycetes, Archaeosporales, Ambisporaceae.